UUGCCUUCUUCCUAUUAACAGAGCCGAAGAACCAGAGAGCACACACACCCUUUCCGGAAACUUGCUUUCCCGGCCCUUAUGAACUCUCUUGUCUCUCCCUUUUGGAUUGCGUUACGGCUUACGACGUCCCCACCAAUUGUCGGAUCGCUGUUGCAGAUCUUCCUCGUCUGGAUACCCUUCUCCAGAUUGCCCAAUCCGUUUCCAAUGUGGAUUUUGACUACCAGAUUUGAUGCUCCAGGUACUCUUUACCUUCUCCACUGACGCGUGCUGUCCAAAAGUUGGGAUUUUCUUGACCGGAAUUAGCUGGUUUUGUUGGGAGAUUGGUUGUCGAUCUGCAGCUGUUCGCAGCUAUUGUUGACGAUUGCUUCUUCUCAGUCGAUUAACUAGGGUUUCUCUGACGGCGAUGCGUUGAUUCGGCAAGGUUUAUUGGGUGUAUAAGAUUUGGGGGAAUCGAGUGCUAUGAAAGGGGUGGAGGAGGAUAAGGUCAUAGGGCCUCUCUUUCCGAGGCUCCAUGUUAAUGACACUCAUAAAGGGGGGGUCCGAAGGCUCCCCCAAGGCACAAAAUGGCGUUAUACGAGCAGCUCAGCAUUCCUUCUCAAAGGUUCAACUCGAGCUCCUCCACCAUGCCAUUUCCUCCUUGCCACUUCAACAAUUCGGUCCCUUCCCUUUCCUCGAGUCAGCAGAGGGUGUUUGGAAUUCAAGUUUAUGAGCUUCACAGAUUAAUAAAGGUUCAGAAGUUGAUAGCUGCAUCUCCCCAUUUACUUCUUGAAGCCAAUUCUUCUUUGAGCAAACCUUCAGUAAAAACUGGGCACGAUACUAAAUCACUUCAAUACAACAGAAAUUCACAGUCAGUGGAAUUUAAGAGACUAGAUGAACUUUGUAAAAUGAACCAUAAUGCGGAGCAGCCAAAGGAGGAUGGAAUAUCUGGAGUCCCAGUUCUCCCUGCAUGUGUGGAUGGAUCCAAAAGGGGUCCUCAAGAUCAAGUCCCAAAUAUCAGAGCACACUCUGUUAUGCUUUCAGCUAUGCAAAUUUCUUCUGAUCAGAUGACAAAUCCUUGGUGUUUUUCUCCCUUGGCAAACCAAUGGUUAGUUCCAGUUAUGUCACAAUCAGAUGGGCUCGUUUACAAACCCUACUCCGGACAUUGUCCACCUCCUGGUGGCUUCAUGCCUCCUCUUUAUGGAGGCUGCAAUCCUCUUGAAGUCUCUCCUCCGAGCAGAGACUUUAUAAACGCUGCUCAUGCUGUUCCAGUAUCUCAUCAACCGCCAAACAUGGUUCUGCCUGGACAGCCCACAAUGUCAUCUCCCUAUUUUCCCAUCCCUUACAGCUUCCCACCUUCCAACCUAAUCAUCACAAGUUCUGCAGUUGAGCAGGCUUGUAAUCUGUCUGGUUCCCAAGUAAAUGGGAACACCGGUCAGCUCUCGCGAGGCUCACAUAACAUGCUCCAUCAUCCGAGGAAGGAUGCACUUGUUGGCAAUCCUAGGAAGUUUCAGCUAUCUAAGAAGAGUGAGUUGCAGGGAAGUACAGCAAGCAGUCCCUCUGAGAAGGCAAAUUCAGAAAAUAGAUGUCCAGUCCCUCCCUUGCCUGCUGCUCCGGCAGCUAGCAGGGAUAGCCAAACACUCAUUAUUAAGGUUGUGCCUCACAAUGCUAGGUCUGCUACCGAGUCAGCAGCGAGGAUUUUCCAAUCAAUUCAGGAAGAGAGGCAGCAGCACGACCCAUGAUCAAUUCAGCAAUCGAGUUCAAUUGGCUUGUCAAUGUCAGUGGUUCGUGAAAGAAGCUUUAGCACAACAUAUGAACUUAUGCAUUAUCUUAUAGGUACCGUAAUAGUAUAAUUCUAUGUGCAUGUACGAGAGUUUCAAUAUCGACCCUGUUUCAAUUUAAACUCGGCCCUAAAUGUUCUUCCAGUAGAGGUGAAAGGUUCUCGGUC
Molecule: messenger RNA, 1924 nt
Organism: Zingiber officinale
Lineage: Eukaryota; Viridiplantae; Streptophyta; Magnoliopsida; Zingiberales; Zingiberaceae
Product: ELF3-like protein 2
Exons: 3
Coding region: 564-1718 (384 amino acids)
Biological process (GO): regulation of photoperiodism, flowering
Source: RefSeq, a predicted model, not a curated record